GGCUGCUGUGAUGUAGCUGCAGUGGCUCCAGUGUGCCUAGCAAAGUCCCGAGUCUGAGCUUGGCUGCUGGAGCUGGAAGGAGCUCUGUAUUCUCCUCCUCUCCACCACCCCUUCCUCAUCGUCCUCCGCUCGCAUGGGGCACCGGCAGGCUAAAUCACACGUCCGUCUGCAGACUGUGCUGAGUAGGUAGGAGUGUGUGUAGGUACUCCACUGGGACGGCAUGGUGUGUGUGUGUUGGAGGACAGGGCCACAUGUUGCUGUCCUGCUGGUACAAACCCUGGUCUGGGUCUGGACAAGUGCCAUAGAACCAGCUCCCAAAAUUGAUGGAUGGCACCGAUCAGUAAUCACACUACAGGAGAAUGCCACGCACAAAUUUAACUGCCAAUCAGACGGCUGGGACCCCAACGCCCCGCCUCUGCUGACGUGGUACCUGAACGGAGAGAGGCAGAGAGAACCCAUGACCCACGGAAAGGGGCGCCUUGUGAUGACAUCACCUAAACAGUCGGCAAAGUUGCGUCCAAACUCGCACCACAACAGCACGUUCUCUCUGCGAGCCAGGAAGUGGCACCAGGAGCUGGUGUGUGCGGUGUCCAGACCCAACAGCGCCCAAAGCUACAACGCCACCGUAACCCUUAACGUCCAAUUCCAGCCAGAGAUUCUGAGAGUGAAUGCCCACUACAGUGAGACGGCCGACCCCGGCCUCUCCCUGGUUCUCUUCGCCUUGGUACGCUCCAACCCCCCUGCCACCAUCACCUUUGUGGACCAAUCCGGCCAUCUGGUAGCCAACACCUCUGACUUCCUCAUCCUGGACUCGCGGAGCUACCCCUGGCUGACCAAUCACACGCUGCGGGUCAGCCUCAGUAGCCUGUUAGGGAAUGUGUCGGUGAACGCCAGCAACAGUGUCGGCGCUGCCCAGAGCAAUCUCACCCUGGCAGAGUUCUUGCAGUCCCGCGUGGAGGUGCCCAUGUUGGGCAUCGUGACAGGGGCAGCUGUAGCCUUCAUCACCCUCCUCAUCUUCACCCUGCUGGUGCUCUGCUUGCUGCACAAGAACAAAGGAAAGGCCAUCAUGGAUGAGCCGGUGGAGAUUGUGCUGGCCAAAAAAAGUGAUUCCACCAGUAUUAAAGUGGACCAAAUCUACAUGCCCAGAGAGAACAUGUCCCUACCCUCCAACAUGCAGCUCAAUGACCUCAGCACCCUCCGCAAAGCCAGAGAGGCUGCCAAACACAACCUGGGAGAGAAGAUGGAGGAGGAGGAGGAUCUGUCUGCUGCCUAUGCUGCUAGAGGUUUCGCCAGAUACCCCAUGGUGGGCUACAUCUAUAAGGUCAACAGCAUGAGCAGUGAUGAGAUCUGGCUCUGACCACAUACAUAUGCACGCACACACAUACAGACACACACACAGACACACACACACAUACACACACACAAAAACCUUUAAAGGCACAGGAACCUGACAAUACAACUGUUCAAUCGGAGCCUCAGAAUAACUGCCAGUCAAUCAGAUAGUACCGUCUUCAUAAAUCUUUGAUGUCAUAGUUUAUUUACAG
Messenger RNA from Hypomesus transpacificus, 1544 nucleotides. Its product is annotated as transmembrane protein 25. NCBI's taxonomy places the organism in Eukaryota, Metazoa, Chordata, Actinopteri, Osmeriformes, Osmeridae. The record is from RefSeq and is a predicted model, not a curated record. The coding region runs from base 221 to 1357 and encodes 378 amino acids. The transcript is spliced from 9 exons. Gene Ontology annotation, biological process: negative regulation of excitatory postsynaptic potential.